ACGCAGUACAGUCCAUUUAACAUGAUUUCCUAUGGGACAUGUUCACACCUGUGCGUUUUCACCCGGUGCUUUUUUGGAAAGGGUCAGCGACUUUUUUGAAUGCAAAAAGUUGCAUUUUUGGUUCUAUAGACUUCAAUGGAAAUGCUUCAGAAAAGCAUGUGCUGUGUUUUUACAGCAUUUUUUAUGCAUUUUGCUUUUUAAAUCUGCCUAGCAACAAGAAAAAAAAGAAAAGAAAAAAAAAUGCAGUAAAAACGCAAGUGCAAAAAUGCAAAUCAAAACGCAAUGCAGAAAUGACUCAAACGCAGCCUGCAUAGGUGUGAACCUAGACUAA
Staurois parvus is the source of this 331-nucleotide messenger RNA. Lineage: Eukaryota; Metazoa; Chordata; Amphibia; Anura; Ranidae. The record is from the annotation of a GenBank genome assembly.